GCAACGUCGAAACGAAGUUGAUGUAUGGUAGUUCCAUACAGCGUUAGCGUCGUCUCACGAUAUGCGCUGGCGCUGGCAUGUGAUUACCACCUUGUUCGCCUGCACUACUGCUAAAGCGCUUGUGUGGUUCGCAGGUUCUGUCUUGAUCAGCUGCUCCCAAACUCGACUAUCAUGACCAGCGUUCUACCACCUUUCGUUCAGGCAGCAUCAGGCUCGCUAGGUGCAGCGAGCGCCAAUGCGCUGACCUACCCUCUCGAUCUCAUUACAACCCGUAUACAGGCCACGGAAAAGGGUACAUCCAUACGCAAGCAGAUUCACACCUAUGGACUAUCAUCGUUCUACGACGGCAUUUGGGCGGACACCGGUGCUACCCUGCUUUCAAGCUUUCUGUAUUACUACGUGUAUUCCUUCCUGCGAGAAUUCGUCGUUCGUGGAAAUGGAAAAUCGAAGGCAGCCAUGUUGUCUCUUCCACAGGAGCUUGCAAUUGGUUACGCAGCAGGCAUUGCAAGCAGAUCCAUCACGACACCUCUCAAUCUCGUUACGGUGCGCUUACAGACUGCUCGAAUGAGCGAGGACUCCUCAGCACAAGGAGAAGCGUCGCGAUUCACGGGGGUUUGUCAACAAAUCCUUCGGGAAGAAGGGUUGCGUGGAUUCUGGAAAGGAUUCUCAUCCAAUUUUAUCCUCUCACUCAACCCCGCGGUCACGCUCUAUCUGUUCCAGCAAUAUAGACGAGUGAUGCUCAAGGGUAAAGAACGCGCUGCGCCGCCCCCAGGCCAUUCCUUCCUAGGAGGCGCGCUUGCAAAUUCCGUAGCCGUCAUUAUGUUAUACCCACUGCUUCUCGCAAAGACUGUGGUACAAGCUUCUCGUAUAUCUAAUUCCGCCAACAAUUCAUCACAGUACAUUUCAAUUCGAUCGUCACUCCUAGGAAUUUAUACCGCUGGCGGAUUCUUCGCCCUAUACCGUGGCCUCGGGGCGCAGUUAUUCAAGGGCGUACUCAGGCAAGGAACAGCUAUGAUGGUGAAGCAAAGGAUUGAACAACUGGUCGUACAAGCUUACCUCAAACAGAGAGCACUGCGUCGCGUCCAAUACAAGGGUUAGAGAGGCACGUAUAGGUAUUCCAAUAAGUAGUCAUUCACGUCAGCGAGGGAGGGUAUGGAUAUAAUCCGAGUCCGAGUACAGUUGAAAGUCCUCUGCGUAGAAACAGCUUACUUGAGAGCCAGCCAUUUG
Messenger RNA from Suillus paluster, 1227 nucleotides. Its product is annotated as mitochondrial carrier domain-containing protein. Bases 172 to 1098 code for a protein of 308 amino acids. Lineage: Eukaryota; Fungi; Basidiomycota; Agaricomycetes; Boletales; Suillaceae. The record is from RefSeq and is a predicted model, not a curated record. The transcript is spliced from 5 exons.